Myiozetetes cayanensis is the source of this 2781-nucleotide messenger RNA. RefSeq names its product signal-induced proliferation-associated 1 (gene SIPA1). The coding region runs from base 1 to 2781 and encodes 926 amino acids. The transcript is spliced from 8 exons. Lineage: Eukaryota; Metazoa; Chordata; Aves; Passeriformes; Tyrannidae. The record is from RefSeq and is a predicted model, not a curated record. Gene Ontology annotation, cellular component: plasma membrane; cytoplasm; Golgi apparatus. Gene Ontology annotation, biological process: establishment of epithelial cell polarity; regulation of small GTPase mediated signal transduction; epithelial cell morphogenesis. Gene Ontology annotation, molecular function: GTPase activator activity; protein binding.
AUGCAGUCCGACGACCUCUUCCUCCGCAAGAUGCGAGGCCCCUCGGCUCGGCCACCCCCAACCUCCGCACCCCCCAGCGCGGCCGCGGGGACCCCAUUGCCGCCCACAUCGCCGGGGGGAGCCGCCCCCAUGCAGCGCAGCAGCAGCGAGGCGGCCCUUGGGGGGUCCCCAGAGGAGAAGGGGUCUCCGGGGAUGGUGUCCCCCCGGGCCCGCACCCAGAGCCACGAGGAGGCGGCCGGGGGGGGCGUCCCUACAUCCCCCCGCUUCCGCGACCCUCUGCUGCUGUUGGGACUUGCGGCCGGCGGGGGUGACCCCGAUUUUUUCCCCCGCCCCCCCUGGAACCCCCUCCUCGCUCACUACGACGUGCAGAGCAUCCUCUUCGACCCGGCCGAGCCACCCCCGGUCGACCCGGGCCCCACCUCGGGGGCUUCCGCUGCCCACCUGGAGCCCGAGGAGCCCCCUGGGCCCCCCGGCGCUCCUUCCGACCCUGAGGCCCUGGUGCUGAGCUGUCCCCGCUUCUGCUGCGAGACGGGGGGGGAGCAGGAGCCAGGGCUGGGCCCCCCCCGCGGCCCCCCCGGGCCCGGGCAGCUGCCGAAUGCAGCUGUGGCGGUGCUGGAGGAGCCCCCGGCGGGGGCGCGACCCCCCCACCCCAUCGAGCACAGCGACGACGGCGCCGAGUACUAUCGCAAGUACUUCUAUGGGAAAGAGCACCAGAACCUGCUGGGUGAGGACCCUCGGCUGGGGCCUGUGGCCGUGUCCCUGCGGCGGGAGGAGAAGGAGGGACCUCGGGCCCAGGUGCUGCACAGGAUCAUCCUGCGCACCUGCCAGCCACGGACGCUGCGGGGGUCGGUUCUGGAAGAGGCGCUGCCCCCUGGAUCUCGUCCCUCUGGAGUGCGGGGGGUACCCCCCCGGAAGUUGCUGGAGCUGGUGCUGCCCGGGCUGGCAGUGGGGGGGCUGCGCCUCGCCCCCUCUCCCGCCGUGCAGGAGACCCUCCUCAAGCUGGACGAACAGGGGGUGAGCCGGCAGCGCAAGGUGGGGGUGCUGUACUGCCGGGGGGGGCAGGGCUCUGAGGAGGAGAUGUACAACAACGAGGGGCCCGGCCCUGCCUUCGAGGAGUUCCUGGCACUGCUGGGCACCCGCGUGAGGCUGCGCGGCUUCGGGGGGUACCGGGCACAGCUGGACACCCGCACUGACUCCACCGGGACCCACUCGCUGUACACGACGUACCAUGGCUACGAGGUGAUGUUCCACGUGAGCACCAUGCUGCCCUUCACCCCCCGCAACCCCCAGCAGCUGCUGAGGAAGCGGCACAUCGGGAAUGACAUCGUGACAAUCGUGUUCCAGGAGCCGGGGGCACGGCCCUUCUCCCCCCGUGCCCUGCGCAGCCACUUCCAGCACAUCUUCAUCGUGGUGCGGGUGCACGAGCCCUGCACCCCCCACACCGCCUACAGUGUGGCGGUGGUGCGGCCAGAGGAGACCCCCCCGUUCGGGCCAGCGCUGGCGGCAGGGCAGCGUUUUUUGGGGGGCGCGGGGCUGCGCCCGUUCCUGCUGGCCAAGGCCAUCAACGGAGAGAACGCGGCGGCGCGGGGGGGCCGCCUGGGGGCCAUGGCCGCACGCACCCGCCGCCAGUACCUGCAGGAGCUGCUGCGCGCCCACGGCGGGGGGGCCCCGCUGCCUGCGCCUCCCCGGGGGCUGCCCGCCCUCGGGGCGCGCCGCCGGGGGAGCGCGGGGAGUGCGGGAGGCGCGGCGGUGGCGGGGGCACUGGUGUGGGGGGCACGCGCUCAGGGGGGCCCCGAGGGGGCCGAGGUGCCGUGUCUGCUGGGGGUAGCGGCGGAGAGGGUGGUGGUGGUCGCCGCGCCAGCCGGGGUGGUCACCAACCAGUCCGCGUGGCUCACCCUCAACCCAGGGAAUCUGCCCCGUGACCAGGGGACGGUCGCCCCCCACCCACGGGCGAUCGCCCCCCAGCCGGGGAAGUUUCCCCUAAACCCGGGGGUGCUCCCCCCCCACUCAGGAACGGUCGUCCCCCACCCAGGGACGGUCGCCCCACAGCAAGGGGAACCCCCACGUAACGAGGGGAUGACCGCCCCCCCCUCAGGGGACGCUGCCCCCUACCCGGGGACAGUCGCCCUCCCCCCUGGGGUGCUGUUCAGCUGCGCAUGCCGGGACGUGCUGGGCUGGGGAUUCGCCGAGGGGCGACUUGAGAUCUUCUAUGGGGCGGGCGACUGGUUGGGGCUGCGACUGCCCCAUGGCGCUGCCCCACAGGUGGUGGCCAGGCUUCAGGCGGUAACGCGGGGGUGCGAGGCGCGGGAGCUGGCGCUGCCACGGGGGGCCGGGGGCCGCCGGGGGUUCCGCGUGGACGCCUCGGGGGUCGUGACGGCCGUGACGCGGUUCUCGUUCGCCGAGACUGCGGGGCUGCGGCCCGGGACGCGGCUGCUGCGCGUGGGACACCGCCCGCUCCCCCACGGGGACCCCCGGCUGCUGCGAGCGCUGCUGCGGCACCCCUCGGGCCCCCUGACGCUGCUGCCUCCCGAUCGCGACGGGCGGCCCCGGCUGUGCGUGCAGGACACGGGGCUCGAGCGGGGUCCUGGGGGGAAUCGGGGGGAGCGGGAAACAGGGGGGAUUGGGGUUGGAAGGGUAAUGGGGGGCAGUGGGGGGAAACGGGAGGCAUUUGGGGAAAUAGAGGAGGUGGGGCCAGUGAGGGGGAUUGGGGACGGGGGGAGGCAUGGGAAGAUUUGGGGCGCACAGGGGGCCUUUGGGGACAAAGUGGGGGAUUGGGUUUGA